Messenger RNA from Phodopus roborovskii (desert hamster), 6996 nucleotides. Its product is annotated as mucin-17-like. NCBI's taxonomy places the organism in Eukaryota, Metazoa, Chordata, Mammalia, Rodentia, Cricetidae. The coding region runs from base 1 to 6996 and encodes 2331 amino acids. The record is from RefSeq and is a predicted model, not a curated record. The transcript has 13 exons.
AUGUCGGGGAAGAUGAGAAAAACUGUGGCGCUCUGCCUGCUGGCUCUCAUCCUCCACUUCCAGCCCCAGUCCACUGCUGCUGAGGAGGAGAUCACCGGAAGCAGGGAUGUGUGGGAUGGAGGAGGAUGCAGCUCCCAAGAGGACGGCCAGAACACUCAGUGCCAGACGACAAUGAAGAGUGAACACAAAGAGAGGAGUUACAAAUUAACAGACUUGGAUGAUGAAGAAAAAGGUAGAAGCAAAACCACUGAUUUCACCACCAAAACAGAUGUCACGACAACCACUAAUGCCACGACAACCACUGAUGUCACCACCACUCCUGAUGUCACGACAAAAACUGACGUCAUGACAACCACUGAUGUCACCACCAAAACAGAUGUCACCAUAACCACUGAUGUCACCACAACCACCGAUGUCACCACCACUCCUGAUGUCACCACUACUCCUGAUGUCACCACAACCACUGAUGUCACCACCACUCCUGAUGUCACCACAACCACUGAUGUCACCACCAAAACAGAUGUCACGACAACCACUGAUGUCACCACAACCACCGAUGUCACCACCACUCCUGAUGUCACCACUACUCCUGAUGUCACCACAACCACUGAUGCCACCAAAACCACUGAUGCCACCAAAACCACUGAUGCCAACACUACUCGUGAUGUCACAACCACUGAUGUCACCACCAAAACAGAUGUCACGACAACCACUAAUGUCACCACCACUCCUGAUGUCACGACAACCACUGAUGUCACGACAACCACUGAUGUCACGACCACUCCUGACAUCACGACAACCACCGAUGUCACCACCACUCCUGAUGUCACCACUACUCCUGAUGUCACCACAGCCACUGAUGUCACCACCACUCCUGAUGUCACCACAACCACUGAUGCCACCACAACCACUGAUGGCACCACCACUCCUGAUGUCACCACCACUCCUGAUGUCACAACAACCACUGAUGCCACCACCACUCCAGAUGCCACCACAACCACUGAUGCCACCACAACCACUGAUGUCACCACCACUCCUGAUGUCACCACAACCACUGAUGGCACCACCACUCCUGAUGCCACCACAACCACUGAUGCCACCACAACCACUGAUGCCAUCACCACACCUGAUGUCACCACAACCACUGAUGCCACCACUCCUCAUGUCACGACAACCACUGAUGUCAUGACAACCACUGAUGCCACCACAACCACUGAUGCCACCACUACUCCUGAUGCCACCACAACCACUGAUGCCACCACAACCACUGAUGUCACCACCACUCCAGAUGUCACCACAACCACUGAUGUCACCACCACUCCUGAUGUCACCACAAGCACUGAUGUCACCACCACUCCUGAUGUCACCACCACUCCUGAUGUCACCACAACCACUGAUGUCACCACAACCACUGAUGCCACCACUCCUCAUGUCAUGACAACCACUGAUGGCACUACCACUCCUGAUGUCACCACCACUCCUGAUGUCACCACAACCACUGAUGCCACCACAACCACUGAUGCCACCACAACUACUGAUGCCACAACAACUGAUGUUACAUCCGCUCCAGAUGUCACCACAACCACUGAUGCCACCACCACUCCUGAUGCCACCACAACCACUGAUGCCACCACCACUCCUGAUGCCACCACAACCACUGAUGCCACCACAACCACUGAUGUCACCACCACUCCUGAUGUCACCACAACCACUGAUGUCACCACCACUCCUGGUGUCACCACCACUCCUGAUGUCACCACAACCACUGAUGUCACCACAACCACUGAUAUCACCACAACCACUGAUGUCACCACCACUGCUGAUGUCACCACCACUCCUGAUGUCACCACAACCACUGAUGCCACCACAACCACUGAUGCCACCACAACUACUGAUGCCACAACAACUGAUGUUACAUCCGCUCCAGAUGUCACCACAACCACUGAUGCCACCACCACUCCUGAUGCCACCACAACCACUGAUGCCACCACCACUCCUGAUGCCACCACAACCACUGAUGCCACCACAACCACUGAUGUCACCACCACUCCUGAUGUCACCACAACCACUGAUGUCACCACCACUCCUGAUGCCACCACAACCACUGAUGCCACCACAACCACUGAUGUCACCACCACUCCUGAUGUCACCACAACCACUGAUGUCACCACCACUCCUGGUGUCACCACCACUCCUGAUGUCACCACAACCACUGAUGUCACCACAACCACUGAUAUCACUACAACCACUGAUGUCACCACCACUGCUGAUGUCACCACCACUUCUGAUGUCACCACAACCACUGAUGUCACCACCACUGCUGAUGUCACCACCACUCCUGAUGUCACCACAACCACUGAUGCAACCACCACCGCUGAUGUCACCACCACUCCUGAUGUCACCACAAUCACUGAUGUCACGACAACCACUGAAGUCACCACCACUGCUGAUAUCACCACCACUCCCGAUGUCACCACAACCACUGAUGCCACCACCACACCUGAUGUCACCACAACCACUGAUGCCACCACCACUCCUGAUGGCACCACAACCACUGAUGCCACCACCACUCCUGAUGCCACCACAACCACUGAUGCCACCACAACCACUGAUGUCACCACCACUCCUGAUGUCACCACAAUCACUGAUGGCACCAUCACUCCUGAUGUCACAACAACAACUGAUGUCACCACAACCACUGGUGUCACCACCACCGCUGAUUUCACCACCACUCCUGAUGUCACCACAACCACUGAUGUCACUACAACCACUGAUGUCACCACCACUGCUGAUGUCACCACCACUCCUGAUGUCACCACAAUCACUGAUGCCACCACCACUCCUGAUGUCACCACAACCACUGAUGUCACCACAACCACUGAUGUCACUACCACUGCUGAUGUCACAACAACCACCGAUGUCACCACCACUCCUGAUGCCACCACAACCACUGAUGCCACCACCACUCCUGAUGCCACCACAACCACUGAUGCCACCACCACUCCUGAUGCCACCACAACCACUGAUGCCACCACAACCACUGAUGUCACCACCACUCCUGAUGUCACCACAAUCACUGAUGGCACCAUCACUCCUGAUGUCACAACAACCACUGAUGCCACCACAACCACUGAUGUCACCACCACUCCUGAUGUCACCACAAUCACUGAUGGCACCAUCACUCCUGAUGUCACCACAACCACUGAUGUCAUCACAACCACUGAUGCCACCACAACUACUGAUGCCACAACAACUGAUGUUACAUCUACUCCAGAUGUCACCACAACCACUGAUGCCACCACCACUCCUGAUGCCACCACAACCACUGAUGCCACCACCACUCCUGAUGUCACAACAACUGCUGAUGUCACCACAAUCACUGGUGUCACCACCACUGCUGAUGUCACCACCACUCCUGAUGUCACCACAACCACUGAUGCAACCACCACCGCUGAUGUCACCACCACUCCUGAUGUCACCACAACCACUGAUGCCACCACAACCACUGAUGCCACCACAACCACUGAUGCCACCACAACCACUGAUGCCACAACAACUGAUGUUGCAUCCACUCCUGAUGCCACCACAACCACUGAUGCCACCACCACUCCAGAUGCCACCACAACCACUGAUGCCACCACAACCACUGAUGUCACCACCAUUCCUGAUGUCACCACAACCACUGAUGGCACCACCACUCCUGAUGUCGCCACAACCACUGAUGUCACCACAACCACUGAUGUCACUACCACUGCUGAUGUCACAACAACCACUGAUGUCACCACAACCACUGAUGCCACCACAACCACUGAUGUCAUGACAACCACUGAUGCCACCACAACAACUGAUGUUACAUCCUCUCCAGUUGUCACCACAACCACUGAUGCCACCACCACUCCUGAUGCCACCACAACCACUGAUGCCACCACCACCACUCCUGAUGUCACCACAACCACUGAUGCCACCACAACCACUGAUGCCACCACCACUCCUGAUGUCACCACAACCACUGAUACCACCACCACUCCUGAUGUCACAACAACCGCUGAUGUCACCACAACCACUGGUGUCACCACCACUGCUGAUGUCACCACCACUCCUGAUGUCACCACAACCACUGAUGUCACUACAACCACUGAUGUCACUACAACCACUGAUGUCACCACCACUCCUGAUGUCACCACAACCACUGAUGCCACCACCACUCCUGAUGCCACCACAACCACUGAUGCCACCACAACCACUGAUGCCACAACAACUGAUGUUACAUCCACUCCUGACGCCACCACAACCACUGAUGCCACCACCACUCCUGAUGCCACCACAACCACUGAUAUCACUACAACCACUGAUGUCACCACCACUCCUGAUGUCACCACAACCACUGAUGGCACCACCACUCCUGAUGUCACCACAACCACUGAUGUCACCACAACCACUGAUGUCACCACCACUCCUGAUGCCACCACAACCACUGAUGCCACCACAACCACUGAUGUCACCACCACUGCUGAUGUCACCCCCACUCCUGAUGUCACCACAACCACUGAUGUCACCACCACUCCUGAUGCCACCACAACCACUGAUGCCACCACAACCACUGAUGUCACCACCACUCCUGAUGUCACCACAACCACUGAUACCACCACCACUCCUGAUGUCACCACCACUCCUGAUGCCACCACAACCACUGAUGUCACCACAACCACUGAUGUCACCACAACCACUGAUGUCACUACCACUGCUGAUGUCACAACAACCACUGAUGUCACCACCACUCCUGAUGCCACCACAACCACUGAUGCCACCACAACCACUGAUGUCACCACCACUGCUGAUGUCACCCCCACUCCUGAUGUCACCACAACCACUGAUGUCACCACCACUCCUGAUGCCACCACAACCACUGAUGCCACCACCACUCCUGAUGCCACCACAACCACUGAUGCCACCACAACCACUGAUGUCACUACCACUGCUGAUGUCACAACAACCACUGAUGUCACCACCACUCCUGAUGCCACCACAACCACUGAUGCCACCACAACCACUGAUGUCACCACCACUGCUGAUGUCACCCCCACUCCUGAUGUCACCACAACCACUGAUGUCACCACCACUCCUGAUGCCACCACAACCACUGAUGCCACCACAACCACUGAUGUCACCACCACUCCUGAUGUCACCACAACCACUGAUACCACCACCACUCCUGAUGUCACCACCACUCCUGAUGCCACCACAACCACUGAUGCCACCACAACCACUGAUGCCACCACCAUUCCUGAUGCCACCACAACCACUGAUGUCACCACAACCACUGAUGUCACCACCACACCUGAUGUCACGACAACCACUGAUGUCACCACAACCACUGAUGUCACCACAACCACCGAUGUCACCACCACUCCUGAUGUCACCACCACACCUGAUGUCACCACAACCACUGAUGUCACCACAACCACUGAUGCCACCACAACAACUGAUGUUACAUCCACUCCAGAUGUCACCACCACAACAGAUGUCACCACCACUCCUGAUGUCACCACAAUCACUGAUGGCACCACCACUCCUGAUGUCACAACAACCGCUGAUGUCACCACAACCACUGGUGUCACCACCACUGCUGAUGUCACCACCACUCCUGAUGUCACCACAACCACUGAUGUCACUACAACCACUGAUGUCACUACAACCACUGAUGUCACCACCACUCCUGAUGUCACCACAACCACUGAUGUCACCACAACAGAUGUCACCACCACUCCUGAUGUCACCACCCCUCCUGAACUGACCACCACCACUCAAUCUACGACUACUCUGAAACGUACCACCACCUCUGUGUCUACCACAGCUGCAGUGACCUGCAUGAAUGGAGGGUCCUGGAAUGGAGAAAUCUGUCUUUGCCCCAAUGGCUUCACAGGGGAUCGCUGUCAGAAUAGAGUCCCCACUGUCGCCUGCCAGAAUGGAGGCAUGUGGGAUGGGCUCAAAUGUCAGUGCACCAGCCUCUUCCAUGGGCCAAGGUGUGAGGAGGUGGUGGAUAGCAUUGAGAUAGAUAACACAGUCUCUGCAACCGUGGAAGUGAGUGUGACAGUAACCAACCACAACUACUCUGAAGAGCUACAGAACAAAACAUCCGAAGAAUUCAAGGAGUUCAAUAAAACAUUCACCGAACAGAUGGAGCACAUUUAUGAUGGAAUCCCUGAGUAUGAAGGGGUUGUUAUCAAAUUGCUGAGGAAAGGCAGUAUCGUGGUGGAUUAUGAUGUAAUCCUGAAGGCCAAGUACACUGAUAAAUAUGAAAGUGUGUUACAGAACGCCAGCAGUACUGUGAGGGAAAAAAUCGAGAAUGCAACCAAAUAUUAUGUAGCUAUUAAUAUCAACUGCUCAGAGUCACUGUGUUUCAACUCUUCUGCCACCAAUGUGCAAAAUGUUUCCAACUUUGUCACUCCUGAAGAGCAAUGCCAGAAACAGGCUGGAGAGGAGUAUGCAAAGUAUGUCUUCUUGGAGUCCAAGGACAAUAAGCUGCAGUGUGUCACAGCCUGCUCAACGGGCUACAAAAACUCCUUGGACUGCCACUAUGGCAAAUGCCAACUGCAGCGAAGUGGCCCUCAGUGCAUCUGCCUGACCACAGACACUCACUGGUACAGUGGGGAAACCUGCGAUCGGGGCAUCCAGAAAAGCCUGGUGUAUGGGCUCGUGGGAGCUGGGGUGGCAGUGUUGUUGGUGAUCCUUGUUGUCCUCAGUGUGUUCUCCAUGCGCUUCAGAAGAGAGGCAAAAAGGCAAACGUUCAAAGUGUCUCAGAUGCAGAAGUGGAAUGAAGAGGAAGGCAAAACUCCUGGAGCCGUCCACAAUGUCGGGUUUGACCACAACGAAGAAGGAGAAAAUUAUGUUCAUUUGGACUCCAUGUACAGCAACUUCGAGGCCUCCCUACGCCAUAUAAACCCUGAAGAAAAGAUCCAGAUUCAGAGGCCAGAGAUAGUCAUGACAUCACUGUAA